UUUCACUUUCAACAGUAGAACUGAGUGUUCAGUAUCUUACUAAUUUUGGUAUCGUUUCGAUUUACUAUUAUAUUUUGACUAAAACUUUUGUAUUUUGUAUUUCUGUAUAUUAAAAUGACGGUGUUGAUCUCGGUGUUCACAUUUUCAAUUACUGUUCUUGCUGCUAUUAUUUUAAUGAAAAUUGUUCGAUGGUAUUUUUCUCGCACUCGACAGAUGCGUCUGUUGCAAGACCUUAACAUACCUGGUCCACGGCCGCAUUUCAUUUUCGGUCAUAUGAAAGAAUACAAUUCAACCCCGAAUGUAAUAUGGGACUCGGAAAUGAUCGACAAAUACGGGCCCAUUUGCGGCUAUUACAUUGGUGCUAAGCCAGUAAUACUCAUCGCAGACCCUAACCUCGCGAAUCAAAUCAGAAACUUCGAAGAAAGGCCAAGACGUGUUCCCGGUGGUAUUAAUCCUGAUCCGAUGCGGGCGAAAAUGUUGGGAAAUCUUUCAGUUGAAAAGUGGAAACGGCUGAGAGCAAUCCUGAGCAAGAGUUUCAGUUCUAACAUGAUCAAAAGCUUCACACCAACCGUAGCUAGAUGUGUUGAACAAGAAUUGAUGGAUGCGAUUCGAGCGCAGCACAGCGCCGAGGUCAACAUUUAUCCGUUGCUGCAGAAAUUUACGUUCGAAUUGAUUUCACAAACUGGAUUCGGAGUUCAUGCAAAUUUUAGUGGUAAUGGCAAUUUGAGAGCGGCUGUUGAUGAGGAAUUCUCUAAAAAUGCUUCAAAUUCAUGGCUGACGCAACUCUUCCUUUGCUUUCCUGACAUGACAAUUUUACAACGCAUUAGGAUAUGGCAUCAAUGGAUGAAAAUCAAAUUAGGGACAUCAAAGUCAACCGAAUUACGUAAUUUUUGCGAGUCGGUACAACAGGAGCGACGUAGCAGCGAAAGUCGUAGUCGUGAUAUUUUACAAGUUAUGUUGGACUCAGAAAUACAGGACGAUGAAGAGAAAGUUCUCGCAAAUUCCAUUUUAUUUUACGAAGCAGCUUACGAAACUCUCAGUGCUGGCUUAGCGUUCACAUUACAUCUUUUGACUAAUAACGAGCAGGCACAACGAAUGGUUCGUGAUGAAAUUCGAUGUCAUUUGCAGGAAAACGAGGGGCGAAUUUGUGCUGACAGCAUUUCUAAUUUGAAGUAUUUGGACCUCGUCAUCAAAGAGAGCCUCAGAAUGUAUCCACCGCAGACCACAUUUAUAAGCCGAUCAGGCGAACGUGAUUUCGAUUAUAAAUCUGAAGACGGACACAUUUAUACCAUCCCCAAAGGAGUGCACCUUCAAAUCGGUCUGUACCAAAUGCACCACUCAUCAAAAUUCUGGGACAACCCGGAAAUCUUUAGGCCGGAACGUCAUUUGGACGAACAAAAACACCCUGACUACGAUGUCGUGUUUCAACCGUUCGGAAAAGGAAAACGACGCUGCAUUGGCUACAGUUACGCUAAGUUCGUGAUGCCAUUCGUGUUGGCUACAAUUUUGUCCCAAUACAGCUUUUCCCGAUCGCCUAAGACAGAGGAGACGAUCGAAGUGCUGUUCAAAACAGCAACGAUGACACCAAAAAAUGGAUGCUUUGCUGAGAUCAAUUUCGAUCCGAUUGCAUUUUAAGUUCGUUUUGUGAAAUAAAACUCUUACCUCAACUUCCUGAAUGUCCUUCAAAC
Messenger RNA from Bradysia coprophila, 1688 nucleotides. RefSeq names its product cytochrome P450 3A8-like. The record is from RefSeq and is a predicted model, not a curated record. Gene Ontology annotation, molecular function: oxidoreductase activity, acting on paired donors, with incorporation or reduction of molecular oxygen; iron ion binding; heme binding. NCBI's taxonomy places the organism in Eukaryota, Metazoa, Arthropoda, Insecta, Diptera, Sciaridae.